Gongylonema pulchrum is the source of this 276-nucleotide messenger RNA. The record is from the annotation of a GenBank genome assembly. Lineage: Eukaryota; Metazoa; Nematoda; Chromadorea; Rhabditida; Gongylonematidae.
AUGAUCAAUGUAGAUCCAUUAUCAAACUGGACUCAACAGGAUGCCGAUUUCUGUGCUCGAAUGCUUGAACGAAUAAAUAGUUUUGCAAGUACAAUGGCCGAUAUGGUUAAAUAUUCGUUUAUUAUUGAACCGGGCACAGUUACACCGCAUUUGUCGGAAUAUGUCGCAGAAUUCCGACAACUAGAAACGUUCUUUGAGCGGAAUCCCCUAUCACCGGAAGAAGCGGAACAAAGCGCUUUCAAUCGAAAUUAUCUCAAAGCAAGGAAUAGAUGUUAG